AUGUAUGGGGAAAAGGGAGAAUGGGGUUGCAGAACAAUUAUGGGUUUAGGGGUUGAGAUGAGGGUGCGAUGGUGGUUUUAUAACAGAAUGUGGCUCGGAUGUUUUUUUUGGGUUCGGUUGAUAGCGUGGGGUGUUGUAGUGAGGCUAGGUUUGGCUAUGAUGAAGCAAUAUUCUUGUCGUCGAUGGAGCAAUAGUGUAGUGGAGUUUGUGAAAUUCUUGAAUUGCAUAAUCAAGUGGAUCUGUAACAAUGUCGAAGAGCUCGAAGAUGCUUCAAUACAUCAAUUAUCGGAUGAGAGUUACCAUCCAGGACGGCCGUCAAUUGGUGGCAAGUUCAUGGCCUUCGACUGCCACAUGAACCUCGUCAUAGGAGAUUGCGAAGAGUUCCUGCAACUGCCUCCGGCGAAAGGCAAAAAGAACGAGGAGAGAGAGGAACGCCAUACUCUCGGCCUCGUACUCCUCAGGGGUGAAGAAGUCAUUUCAAUGACCGUCGAAGGUCCUUCUCCUCCUGACGUGUCUCGAGCCAUAGGCGCCGGUUCCGUUCCGUCUGGACCCGGUGUUGGUCGGGCCGCAGGCCGUGGCUUCCACAAUGGGCCACUUGUUCAGGCCCAACUUGGGUUAGAUGGGCCGCCACAGAUUUCUCGCCCGCCGAUGAGUUAUCCCCAACCGCCAGUUAUGCGGCCGCCGAACCAGAUGAGGGCCCCUUAUCCUGGCCAGGCGCCACGUCAAAUGCCUAGGGGCCUGCCGCCACCGCCUCAGUUUGCUCAGCGGCCGUUGGUUCCACCCCCUCAGAUGAUGAGGGGACCGCCUCCACGAUUUGGGAUGCCGCCUCCCCCGCACUUUGGUAUGAUGCCUCCACCGGGUGGUGGUAUUCGUUAUCCUGGCCAGGCGCCACCUCAAAUGCCUAGGGGCCUGCCGCCACCGCCUCAGUUUGCUCAGCGGCCAGGUGGGCCGCCACCUGGGUCAUACCCGAUGCCGCCUCAAUUUGCACAGAGGCCGAUGGUUCCACCCCCUCAGAUGAUGAGGGGACCGCCUCCACGAUUUGGGAUGCCGCCUCCCCCGCACUUUGGUAUGAUGCCUCCACCGGGUGGUGGUAUUCCAGUCUAUGGCCCGCCUCGUCCUGGGAUGCUACCUCCACCAAAUGCCCCUCCACAAAAUCAGCCACCGCAGCAGUGA
Molecule: messenger RNA, 1173 nt
Organism: Ilex paraguariensis (yerba mate)
Lineage: Eukaryota; Viridiplantae; Streptophyta; Magnoliopsida; Aquifoliales; Aquifoliaceae
Source: the annotation of a GenBank genome assembly